CAACUAAGAUUAUACACACAAAUAUCUAUAUCUCUACUCUAAUCGCCCAUACAACAAGAUUAUUCAUUUAUAUAUUUCAAAAAAUUAAAAGCUGUUAAAUUGUGGCGCCAUGGGAGCUCAAGUGAAUGAAGAGAGAGAAAGCUCCGUGGACGAUGAAAUUCAAAGCACCAAGACUUUAAUCUGCGCCGUCAAUCUUCUCUCUCGCAAUCUCCCCCUUCCUCCUCAUCUCUUCGAUGCCGUUUCUUCAAUCUACAACGCCGCUGGAUCUGCCUCCGCGCCGCUUGAUGAUAUCGAGAAUGGCUCUGAUAUCUCGUCUGAAGGAAAUUUGAUGGCAGAACUUGAGGAUGCAUUGUCGGAGCAGCGACCAAAUUAUAUGUCAGGCGCUGGAUUGACAAAACAAAGGGAAGAACGAUUACAGAGUAACAUACAGCAUCGUAUAACUGAACUUGAAGAAUUGCCUGCAAGCAGAGGAGAGAGCAUCCAGUCGAAAUGUUUGCUUGAGCUAUAUGGACUGAAGCUAGCUGAGUUGCAAAAAAAGGUUCGGUCGGAUGUGAAUACAGAAUUCUGGCUACGCAAGAACUGCGCAUGUCCAGAGAAGCAGUUGUUUGACUGGGGAAUGAUGCGUUUGCGUCGUCCUCCAUAUGGGGUAGGGGAUGCUUUUGCUAUGGAAGCCAAUAAUAAUAUGAAAAAGAAACGUGAUGCUGAGAGGCUUUCAAGAUUGGAAGAAGAGGCAAAGAACCGAGUCGAGAACAAGAAACGGAAAUUCUUUUCCGAGAUACUUGAUGCAGCUCGCGAGCUGCAAUUACAAAUACAGGCUGCUCAAAAGCGCAGGAAGCAAAGAAAUGAUGGUGUUCAAGCAUGGCAUGGAAGGCAAAGGCAACGUGCUACUCGAGCUGAGAAAUUGAGACUCCAAGCUUUAAAAGCUGAUGACCAGGAAGCCUACAUGAGAAUGGUCGAGGAGAGCAAGAAUGAAAGAUUGACUAUGCUUCUUGGUAAAACUAACGAGCUGCUUGUUCGUUUGGGUGCUGCUGUUCAACGUCAAAAAGAUGCUGAGCAUGAUGGAAUUGACUCCUUAGAUGGAUCCGAAGACGAUCUAGUUGACUUGUCUCCCUCUAAGGCUGAAACACUUGGGGAUUUAGUAAGAGAAGAAGAUGCUGAUAUAACUGACAAAGAACCUGAUCAAGGUGUAAAGCCGGGUGAUUUACUUGAAGGUCAACGGCAGUAUAAUUCAGUUAUUCAUUCAAUUCAGGAGCAGGUUACAGAGCAGCCACUCAUGCUUCAAGGUGGAGAACUGAGAGCAUAUCAGAUUGAAGGACUUCAAUGGAUGCUAUCUUUGUUUAAUAACAAUUUGAAUGGGAUUUUAGCAGAUGAGAUGGGAUUGGGGAAGACAAUCCAAACCAUUUCAUUGAUCGCAUAUCUCAUGGAGAACAAGAAUGUAAGUGGACCCCACUUGAUUGUGGCCCCAAAGGCUGUGCUACCAAACUGGACGACUGAAUUUGCAACAUGGGCUCCCAGUAUUAAGGUUGUGCCUUAUGACGGAAAUAUGGAGAAGAGGAAGGCACUGAGGGAAGAGUACUUGGGAGAGGGGAAGUUUAAUGUUUGGCUCACUCAUUAUGAUUUAAUCAUGAGGGAUAAAACUUAUCUGAAAAAAAUUCAUUGGCACUACAUGAUUGUUGACGAAGGACAUCGGUUAAAAAACCAUGAAUGUGCUCUUGCAAGGACUCUUGAUGGAGGAUACAAAAUAAGACGAAGACUUUUGCUGACUGGAACUCCAAUACAGAACAGUUUGCAGGAGUUGUGGUCCCUGCUGAAUUUUCUUCUCCCGAACAUUUUUAAUUCAGUUGAGAAUUUUGAGGAGUGGUUUAAUGCCCCCUUCGCAGAUCGAUGUGAUGUUUCGUUGACAGAUGAAGAACAGUUGCUGGUUAUUCGGCGCUUGCACCAUGUUAUAAGGCCAUUUAUAUUAAGAAGGAAGAAAGAUGAGGUGGAGAAGUAUCUACCUCAGAAGUCCCAGGUCAUACUGAAAUGUGAUAUGUCAGCAUGGCAGAAAGUAUAUUAUCAUCAAGUCACUGAUGUGGGAAGAGUUGGACUGGCUACUGGAAAUGGGAAGUCUAAGAGUCUGCAAAACUUGUCUAUGCAACUCAGAAAGUGUUGUAACCACCCAUACCUAUUUGUUGGUGAAUAUAAUAUCUGGCGUAGGGAGGAGAUAUUUAGAGCAUCGGGAAAAUUUGAGUUACUUGAUCGUUUACUUCCCAAACUGCAUAGAGCUGGGCACAGAGUACUCCUUUUCUCACAAAUGACACGACUGAUGGACAUUCUUGGAGUUUAUCUGGAUCUUCAUGGUUUUAAGUUUCUUAGACUUGAUGGCUCAACAAAAACUGAAGAAAGAGGGACAUUGCUAAAACAAUUUAAUGCCCCAGAUUCCCCUUAUUUCAUGUUUCUUUUGAGUACACGCGCUGGUGGUCUUGGUCUAAAUUUGCAGACCGCAGAUACUGUUAUCAUCUUUGACAGUGACUGGAAUCCUCAAAUGGACCAACAAGCAGAGGAUCGAGCACAUCGCAUUGGGCAAAAGAAGGAAGUGAGGGUUUUUGUGCUCGUGAGUGUCGGAUCAAUUGAAGAGGUAAUCUUGGAGCGUGCGAAGCAAAAGAUGGGAAUUGAUGCAAAGGUCAUUCAAGCAGGACUGUUCAACACAACGUCCACAGCUCAGGACAGGAGAGAGAUGUUGGAGGAUAUUAUGCGUAGAGGUACGAGCUCACUGGGAAGAGAUGUACCAAGUGAAAGAGAGAUUAAUCGUCUUGCUGCCCGAUCAGAUGAGGAGUACUGGAUGUUCGAGAGAAUGGACGAGGAGAGAAGGCAGAAGGAAAACUACAGGUCUCGACUCAUGGAAGAUCAUGAGGUACCAGAUUGGGUAUACACUAAACCUGAUCCCAAGGACACCAAGGGGAAAGGAUUUGACUAUGAAAGUGCUAAUCUAACGGGAAAACGACGUAGGAAGGAAGUUGUUUAUGCAGAUACACUUAGUGAAUUACAGUGGAUGAAGGCUGUGGAAAACGGCAAAGAACCAUUUAAACAUACAACUAGAGGAAAGAAGACGGAACAUUUUCCUCCCACGACAAAUGAUUCGAUUUAUCAUAGUGAUGAAGUUGGGAAGAAAGUGAUAGAGUUGAAGAGCAAACCUGAGACUGUGCCAAGUGAGUUCACUAAUGAGAAAAGCAGCAUUAAGUUGUCUCUGAAAAUGCAUAAUUCGGAGACAGCAAGUUCCCCGUCGAAUGAAUUUGUAGAUGCAGGUACUACUUCCAAGGGACGGAUGUUAUCAUGGAAGCCACAUAAAAGGAAGAGGUCUAGCCUAGUGUAAUGAGUCUUCCAUAUAAUCUUUCAUUCUAAUUUAGCAACAGAUACAGUGGAUAAACCUCAAUGUAGUGGCUUUACUACAACACAACCAAAGGCUAGUAGUAAACCAGGUAAGCAUGUAGGCUAGGAGCAUUGGAGGAUCGACGCAAGACUCGGCACUCACAAGUCAUAAGAUCAUGAAGUUUUUCCUUCCUUUAAAUUGUGGAAAAUAAUUUACAGUCGUAUUGUUUUCGAAUCAACAACAUCGAUGUAAUCUGAUACUUAUUAUUUCUUACAAUUAGUUGGAUUUGAAUCGGAGCGAAAGUACUUUAUAUUUAA
This is a messenger RNA of Daucus carota subsp. sativus, 3666 nucleotides long. RefSeq names its product probable ATP-dependent DNA helicase CHR12. Gene Ontology annotation, cellular component: nucleus. NCBI's taxonomy places the organism in Eukaryota, Viridiplantae, Streptophyta, Magnoliopsida, Apiales, Apiaceae. Gene Ontology annotation, biological process: positive regulation of transcription by RNA polymerase II. Bases 110 to 3352 code for a protein of 1080 amino acids. The transcript has 12 exons. Gene Ontology annotation, molecular function: histone binding; ATP binding; ATP-dependent chromatin remodeler activity. The record is from RefSeq and is a predicted model, not a curated record.